UAUUACACCUGGAACACAUACUACAGAGAAAAUGUCCCGACCAACUCCAUUUCAUCAGCUCCACUUUUCGAUGAAUCUCAUUCUCCUCUAACUAUAUAAUACCCAGAUAGAGCACUCCCCUUCUCCAUCAAACUCACUCUUCAAAAAUCUUGUACAUUUCCAAAAUGGCAAAGCCUCUCUGUGCAACCACUCUAGCACUCAAAGCCACCUUCUGCCUUCUGUUAGCCAUCACUCUCUCUUUUGCCAGCUCUGCAAGAGUCCUUGAUGAGGUGGAACCACAAGAUCCUACCGUUGUGGACCCACCUGCCACAUCAACUUCCGCUCCCAUUACUACAUUGCCAAGCGGCCAAGUACCGGCCACUACUGGUGUUGCCCCCACUUCCACCGUGGAUGAUGAGGUUGACCCACCAGAUGCCGACGUGGAAUCGCCGGUGGUUGAUGCCGCUCCUAUAACUCCUCCUGUUACGGUGGCAGCACCAAUUCCUGUUCCUACCACCACCACCACGCCGGCUCCCACCGUCGCUUCAAGUGCCACAGUGGCAAAUCCUGUUGGCGGGGAAACCACCGCCGCCACCACGGCUGCAUCCACCUCUGCUCCGUUAUCGUUCUUCAUGCAUGAUAUCUUGGGAGGAACCCACCCAUCAGUCAGGGUGGUCACUGGAAUCAUUGCCCGGACCGACAUCAAUGGCAUUCCAUUCUCAGUACCCAACAACAACUUCUUCCCACUCCAAGGUGGGACUCCACUACCCAACGUUAACAACAUUAACAACUUCAUAAAUCCAAACACUGCCCCAUUGAUCACAGGCCUCAACCCUGGAGUCCAAUCCAAUACAGUACUCCAAAACAGUGGCAACAACAACAACGUUGUCAACGGCAACAACCAACCUUUUGUCACCGCCGGCCAGAUCCCGUCAGGUUCAACACUGCAAAAAAUCAUGUUCGGGUCGAUUACUGUCAUCGACGACGAGUUAACAGAAGGGCAUGAGUUGGGAUCCACUGUAUUGGGCAGGGCACAGGGUUUCUACUUGGCUAGCUCACUAGAUGGUACAAGCCACACCAUGGCAUUGACUGUUUUAUUACACGGUGAGAAUAACCAUGGAAUUGCUGAAGAUAGUAUUAGUUUCUUUGGGGUACAUAGGACUGCAUCGCCGGAGUCACAGAUUGCGGUGAUCGGUGGUACAGGAAAGUAUGAGAAUGCAAAAGGGUAUGCCACCGUUGAGACACUUCCUCCGGUGGAUCAGCACACAACGGACGGUGUGGACACAGUGAUGCAUUUCACAGUUCAUCUGUCUGAGUAAUAAAUUGUAUGCAUAUUGUUUGUGUGUAAGUGUGGUUCUUUGGUUGAAGUUGAGUAAUCACUAGAUUAAUUAUGUUAUAGUGCGUACCUGUGUCUGUUUUAUCGGUGAUUUCAGUGACCAUUUGAUGUAUGUUUGAAGAGAAAAGGAACAAGAAAUGACA
Hevea brasiliensis (rubber tree) is the source of this 1458-nucleotide messenger RNA. RefSeq names its product dirigent protein 9-like. The transcript has a single exon. Bases 165 to 1298 code for a protein of 377 amino acids. NCBI's taxonomy places the organism in Eukaryota, Viridiplantae, Streptophyta, Magnoliopsida, Malpighiales, Euphorbiaceae. The record is from RefSeq and is a predicted model, not a curated record.